AUGCGAGUGAAGCCACCUAUCUCUCAGACCUACGAAAGGAGUACUGACAAGUUUCAGUACGAGAUCUAUUUGCUUGGACCUUGCUUUCUCCUGGGCAUCCUGUGCACCGAAGAGUACUCUGUGGCAGAGGUCCUAUGGACUACCUCCAUUUGGCUGGAGAGUGUGGCGAUCGUGCCACAGUUGGUUUUGUUGCAGCAGAUGAGGGAGGUGCCUGGGAGGACGUAUGCUGCUCCUGCCGCACAAGUAUUCUUGCGCGUCUUUGAUUGGCUUUACAUUGGUGGGCAAUACAAGCUACACAAAGUCACGCAAUGA
Molecule: messenger RNA, 312 nt
Organism: Durusdinium trenchii
Lineage: Eukaryota; Dinophyceae; Suessiales; Symbiodiniaceae
Source: the annotation of a GenBank genome assembly